AGUAUAUGUAAUCUUUGGCCAAACGUAGAAAAAACCGACGCGAACUCAAAGGGGUCGUUAUUUCGAGCUUUGCAAUAAAACCGUCAGCUCUAUUUUACGUGACAGACGGCUCCGCGUAUCGUUUUAUGCCAUUUAGUUGCGCUGGUGAAGUUGCCAUUAUGUUGCCUUUAUGUGGAUAAUACCAUUACCAGGAUAGUUUGCCGUCCAUGUUCUAAGAACGGAAUAAUCAACCUGCUUCGCGUUUUAUUUGUGUCCCAAACAUGAUGUCAGGAAAGCAUUUCAAGGGUCAAGAAGUCAGCUGCUGCAUCAAAUAUUUUAUAUUUGGAUUUAACAUUCUAUUUUGGUUGCUGGGAGUGGCGUUCCUGGGAAUUGGAUUGUGGGCAUGGAGUGAGAAGGGAGUUCUCUCUAACAUCUCCUCCAUCACUGAUCUGGGCGGAUUUGAUCCAGUGUGGUUGUUUCUGGUGGUAGGAGGUGUGAUGUUCAUCCUGGGUUUUGCCGGCUGUAUCGGAGCCCUGAGGGAAAACACCUUACUGCUCAAAUUUUUUUCUGUGUUUUUAGGGAUCAUCUUCUUUCUGGAGUUGACUGCCGGUGUCUUGGCCUUUGUCUUUAAAGACUGGAUUAAAGAUCAGCUCAACUUUUUCAUCAACAACAACAUACGCGCCUACAGGGACGACAUUGAUCUGCAGAACCUCAUCGACUUCACUCAGGAAUAUUGGGAAUGCUGUGGAGCAUUUGGAGCAGACGACUGGAACCUCAACAUGUAUUUUAACUGCACAGACACCAACCCCAGUCGAGAAAAAUGUGGCGUGCCCUUCUCCUGUUGCACCAAAGACCCAGCGGAGGAUGUUAUCAACAGACAGUGUGGUUAUGACGUUCGAGCUAAAUCGGAUGCCGAGCAAAAGAUGUUCAUUCAUCUCAAAGGCUGUGUACCACAGUUUGAGAGGUGGUUGCAUGACAAUCUGACAGUAGUGGCUGGAAUCUUUAUAGGUAUAGCACUGCUACAGAUAUUUGGAAUAUGCCUUGCUCAGAAUUUAGUGAGCGAUAUCGAAGCCGUGAGAGCCAGCUGGGUGCCGCCCCCCUCUUACAUCGUCCACCGCCCCCCGCCUCACUCAAGCAAGAAAGCCUCAGUGUACUCUUGAGGGAGACGCUCGCCCGGCGCGUUUGUUCACGUGAAGUGGCAGCUAGUCAUUCAGACACUCACAGAUCUAUGCCAGCAUGUUAAACGUAGCAGCUGAGGAACACAAGAUGCCAAGUGCACUGGAUCACGAGUGGGCGUGGAUUUCAUUUGCACCAUCUGUAAAUAUUUUUUCUAGAGCGUUUCAUGUGUCGAUAUGUGUUAUAAUUGUGGGAACGUAUCUGUGUAUCCGAAUGUGUAGGUGUGUAAGUGUAUCUGAGGGUCUAUGAGAUCUGUCACAUUUGGCAAAAUGUGUCUCAUGAUAUGAAGAGUUUGGUUGCAAAAUGAAAUAACUUCAAAAAUCAAGUUUUUUUUAUUGUGCAUUCCAAGUAAUAUCAAUCAAACUGCAGUUGGUUUGUUUUGAUUUAAGCCAUAAUAACUUAAAAAAUACAGCUAACUAACACAAUAAAACACAUGAUAACAUGAUAAAAACAUGUUUUUUGAAAAAUGUUAAAAACGGAGUUAUCUCAUUUUGGAACCAAACUCUUCAUAUUAUUUUUUAGUUUAUUUAGAUCUCUACCAACCUGCACUCAAGUAACAUAUUAGAUUUUGCUCUUUGCAGUUAAUGCACUGGGAUAAGCAUAUAGAUUUGAAGAAACUCAUUCUGUUUUGAGGUAAUAUUAGGGCAAAGGCAUAGUCAGGAAUUUAUCAAAGUUAUAUUUCUGUUAAAUAGUAGUCAGAGGCCCUCAAAAAUGUUACAUUUGUUUUUCACCCACAAAUUUCUUGUUUCUAAAAAUUCACCAUAACAGUAUUUGUAUGUGAUGAACUAAUUGUAAUGUAAAGUUUGUUGCAAAUAUCAGUGUUAUUUUAGCACUUUUACGAUACCAACACAGCUGUAUGGUAUAGCGUUCUAUAAUGCACUAAAUGGCACUUGUAUGUAAUUGUACAUCACUAAACAGCUUUUAAAAUAUUCUUUGUCUUUAUUUUCUGGAAAGGUCGUUCUGAUGCAGUGCAUUUGUAAAUGUUUUGAGAACUUAAACCUAUAUUAAUGCUUAUAAGUGGGGAGUGAAUAUUUGGUCUUAAGAUCAAAUAAACAGGUUUUAUAAA
Triplophysa rosa is the source of this 2221-nucleotide messenger RNA. It is a transcript of the gene tspan5a, whose product is annotated as tetraspanin 5a. Gene Ontology annotation, biological process: protein localization to plasma membrane; regulation of vascular endothelial growth factor signaling pathway; protein maturation. The transcript has 11 exons. Lineage: Eukaryota; Metazoa; Chordata; Actinopteri; Cypriniformes; Nemacheilidae. Bases 261 to 1139 code for a protein of 292 amino acids. Gene Ontology annotation, cellular component: membrane. The record is from RefSeq and is a predicted model, not a curated record.